Zea mays is the source of this 904-nucleotide messenger RNA. RefSeq lists its product as uncharacterized. The record is from RefSeq and is a predicted model, not a curated record. NCBI's taxonomy places the organism in Eukaryota, Viridiplantae, Streptophyta, Magnoliopsida, Poales, Poaceae. The coding region runs from base 304 to 690 and encodes 128 amino acids. The transcript is spliced from 2 exons.
AUGGAUUAUGUAAUUUUAAUUUGGGUAAUUGGUGCCAUUGCCCCUGUUCUGGGUUCCAAAUGUCUAUUUGCCCUUGUGGUUUCGCCGUUUACACGUUUGCCCCUAACAGAGUUCUCCGUCUGCCCUUCUGUUACGUUCCGUUGCAAUUUUCGAAAUAACAAAAGAAAUAAUUACUGUAGAGACAAACAUGCCCUUUACUUCCCAACCAUACCUUGGGAUGGCUCCCUGGCGGCGUCGGGCUAGCGGAGAGGCUGCGCGGUGGGGCGACCUUGAGCACGAGGCGGCGGCGACUCGAGAUGCUGCAUGGGCAGCCAUGCUCGCGCGCGGGCGGCUGCUGGUUCCAGCGCGGGCAGGAUCGCGUGGGCAGCCGGGAUCCUGCGCGGACGGCUGCUGGUGGUACAGCGCGGGCAGGAGGCGGUCGCUGCUGGUUCCAACGUGGGCAGGUCGGCAAGAGGCAAUGACCUUGAGCGCGACGCAGCAGGGCUCCACGGGCGGUGGCAACCUGCUCCACGCGACAACCUUGUCCACGCGGGUGGCCAACGGCUCCAAGGCGACGAGCAGAUCCAAGGCGUGUGGCAGUGGCAGCGAGUGGUCCCUGAGCUGACAUUGCGGAGUGCCGGGCAACGCCAUGGAGAGCAGCAGGUAACAGCGCACUCCCUGCAACCUAUUAACUUUAGAGCCUCAUCGUAGUGCAUGCUUUCAACAACUUGAUACAGCCUCUCAACGUAGUGCUAGCGUUCAACCUGCUGAGUCACUUGAGGUGGCUAGUGAUAGCAGUUAUGACUCAGAUGCUGCUGCUUCUGACAUUAACUCUAAAAUGGAUGAGUCUAACUAUGAUGGUGAUGAUGUAAUAAGCCUUGAUGAUGACGAGGACAUUGAACCUACAUUUUGUUAUGAUGUUGAU